UUCAAUAAAAAUAAACAAAAAUAAAACUUCAAACUGACACCACCCAUCUACACCCACCAAAACAACCGAGAAAGAGAAACCAAAAGAUAGAUUUUAUCGUGUGUUUUGGUUAUGGUUAUCCCAAAAAAAAAAGUAGGACAAAAGCUGUUGUUCUUCUCUUGGUGUCAUUCAUUUAAGUGACCUUUCUCAACAAAGUCUGCAUUCCAACGUGUUACGUGUGUUCUUUUACUUCUUUUCUCCUACUUAUUUAUCAUUUUCUCGCAACUAAACAAAAUCUAAAAUUAAGUUAUGUCCGAACAAAAUUCAGCUCCAAAUUCAUCGUCUUCAGCGUCAGCACCUUCUUCCAAUUCAACAAAGAACAAAAGAUUCAUAUGUGAUGUCCAUGCGAGGCAUAUUUCGAAAAGAUUACAAAACUUUUACGAUAAAAAAGAAUUUUUCGACAUAAUUCUUAUUGCGGGAAUUGACAAUGUUCGAGCUCACGCUCAUCGAAUUGUACUCUCUGCAUCCAGUGACUACUUUUUGGCCAUGUUUCGAAGUAAUCUCAAGGAAUCGGAAUCCGAUGAGAUACAACUUGAAACUUUAGACGGAGCAACAAUGAAGGCUAUCCUCGGUUUUAUGUACACUGCUACAAUUGAUCUGUCCUCGGAUAAUGUAGAAAGUGUUCUGAGAGCAGCCGAUUUCUUUCGAAUGGACAGUUUGAUAGUAGCGUGUUGUGACUUUAUGGGUGACCAAUUGGAUGCUUGCAAUUGCUUGGGUGUUGCUUUAUUUGCCGAACAACACAGCUACACAGGACUCUCGGUGAAAGCAUUUGCAUUUGUGUCGACAUACUUUGAGAGGGUUACCACUGAAAUGGAAUUCUAUCAAUUGAGUGACGAGCAAGUUAGUCAAUUCCUUUCCAGUGACAAUCUGUGUGUAGCUUCAGAGGAAAAGGUAUUUCUCAGUCUUGUAGCAUGGGUUGACCAUGACAAGGUUAAUCGGGAGCAACUUUUGUUCAGUCUUCUGCCGCACAUUCGAUUUACCUUCCUAAAACCAAAAUUCAUCAUUGAGAAUAGUGAUGCUGUGUGUCAGACUAUCGAGUGCAACGAACUUAUUAGAUCGUGGCUGAAAUGGCAUCUAUCCCCUGAGUCACGGUCACUUUUUCCCAUCGAAUAUACCACCCCAAGAAAAUCUCUCAUUGAUCUCGUGCUCUUGAGUGGCUAUGAGACUGAUGAGUUCGAAUUUCAAACAUUCAAUUUAGCCUUGAACCAAUGGUCUCGAGCAGAUUGGCCUCGUCCACCGAAAUUGAUAGCCGGUUGUGGAGCAAUCAUUGUGAAUAAGAAACUUAUUCUAGCUGGAGGAGAAAUCGAUGGUCAUCCAGCUGAUGGAGUUGAUUGUCUAGAUUUGCAAACAAUGGAAUGGAGUGAAAUGCCGAAAAUGAAUGAACCAAGAAGAUGGCCAGAUAUGUGUGUAAUUAACGGUCAUUUGUAUGUUGUUGGUGGAACUCAAUGGUGUUCAAUGGAGAGAUAUAAUUUUGCGACACGGCAAUGGGAAGAUUUGGCUCCAUUGCCUAUUACAUCUGACACUGGACUCGAGAUUGCAACACUUAACGGUCUAUUGUAUGUGGCAAUGAGUGGAAAUUGUCGUUUACAUUGCUAUGAUCCAGCAACCGAUGAAUGGACUCUGAAAGCUUCCAAGUAUGUUAAAUUGAAAAAUAUUGGAAUGACAGCUGUUAAAGGGUAUAUAUAUGUCGUUGGAGGAUUGUAUCAUGAAGAGAAAACAGCUCUUGUAGAGCGUUAUGAUCCAACAACCAAUACAUGGACAGUGGCCAGUUCAUUGAGAGUAGAACGUUCGCAUAUAAAAUGUGCAGCUUAUAAUGAUCGACUUAUUGCUUGUGGUGGAUUUGAUGGGAAUGAAGGUUUAAAUUUGGUUGAGGAAUAUAAUCCAGAGACAAAUGAAUGGAAGACAUUGGGUUCGACACUACCCCACGAUUUGUAUAAUAUUCUGAUGGUAAUGUAACGCUUUGGGAUCAGAAGUUAUACGAGUGUAUAAAAAAUUUAAAUUGGUGAUUUGUUAGCCGAAAGAAAAAUGCUGUGUUAAAUAUUUUGCAUGAUUUUAUGUAGUUAUAAAAAAAGUAGUUAAUUUUUUUGAAUAAUCUACUUGAAUAUUUUGUGUUCAGAAGAAUAAGUGGUUCCCACUUGAGAUCUUGUAAAUUGAGAACAUAAUAAAUUUAAUUCUCCAAAGAUAACGAACGUCCUA
This is a messenger RNA of Episyrphus balteatus (marmalade hoverfly), 2235 nucleotides long. RefSeq names its product kelch-like protein 5. The record is from RefSeq and is a predicted model, not a curated record. Bases 289 to 1995 code for a protein of 568 amino acids. Lineage: Eukaryota; Metazoa; Arthropoda; Insecta; Diptera; Syrphidae. The transcript has a single exon. Gene Ontology annotation, molecular function: protein binding.